This is a messenger RNA of Diabrotica balteata, 1215 nucleotides long. The record is from the annotation of a GenBank genome assembly. NCBI's taxonomy places the organism in Eukaryota, Metazoa, Arthropoda, Insecta, Coleoptera, Chrysomelidae.
CUAGAAAAAUCUAGAACUUUUAACCUGUCAAUUCAAUUUUAACUAACACGAAAGUUUGUUUCACAUCCCAGUGUUGAUUCAGAGAUAAAUUUGAAGUAAAAGAUGCCAGGUGUUAAUACAAGUAUGGCUCUACUACCGGUAGCAGAAGUUUCACAUGCAGGAGAACCUACACCAUUAGAAAAUCAACCAAGACAACCCAUGAGUUUGCAAGGAUUACUUAGAUUUUCUAUGGAAGCUACAAGGGCAGAAGAUACUCCUUCUAAUAGUGAAUUCAUGCCUAUGGACGAUGAGAGAAAGAAAUUCCUUGAAGAAGCUCUGAAGUCAAUGACAGUAGAUGUUGUUGAAAUUCUCCAAAGACAGAUAGUGUUGUUAAAAGGAGUUGAAUCUCUAAAUACUUCAGAAGGGAAUACAAAAUAUUUAGAAGCUAUAGAAACUAUUUUGGAAUAUGUUGAUAAUAUUGAUAUUGCUAAUGAUUUUCACAAAAUUGGUGGAUUUACAACCAUUUAUCCCUGCAUGAAGUCCACUGAUAGCAAAAUUCGAGCAGGAGGAUGUGAACUACUGGCAGUUUUAUGCCAAAACAAUCCAUAUUGUCAAACAGUAGUUCUUGAUAAUGAAUUUGUACCAAAACUUUUAUAUAUGAUAGAAAACGAUGAUGAUGGACAAGUUGUAACUAAGGGUAUUUAUGCUUUAGGCGGCAUUGUGAGAGACAAUCCUGAAGGUCUGACACAGUUAAUCCAUUAUAAUGGACUCUCAGUGUUACUGAACUGUCUGAAAAGUAAUCAUGAGAAUGUUAUUAUCAAAUCAGCAUUUCUUCUUGGUACCUUAUGUAGAGCAGCACCAAAUUUAAAAGAAAAACUUACAUCACUAGGAAGUGUUCCACAACUCGUUUCUUUAUUUUUAACUGAAAGAUCUGCUUGCCACGAACAUGUGAUGUCUUUGCUGGUAUCUAUACUUGAAGAUAAUCCUGUUGCUGUAGAUCAGUUUAAAAACCAUUCACCAAACAUGAAAGAUUUGUUGCAGAGAUAUUUGUCUAGUGUGAAUAAUCGAGAAGAAUGUUUGGAAGAACAGACAUACUGUAAGAGGCUUCUCCAUAUAUUACAGUCCUAGAUCAAAACUGCAAGCACUCAAACAACAGCUGUGAAACUUUUUUAUCUUUACAUAUUGUUUAAAUUUUUGUAUAUAUUUAUUUAAAAUAAAUUUGUUUUUUUUCUACAA